AUGGCGCUGUACACACUCUGGAACACGGUGGGCGAUCGCCGUGCCGUCUCGCUGGUCGUCAACAUGAACGGCGUCCAGUACAAGAACUACGACCGCCUCGGCUACCUGCAAGUGCUUCGCACUCUUCAAAACCACUUCCCUGCCCGAAUGAGCAAGAUUCUUGUUGUCAACCAGCCUUUCUGGCUGUCGUUCAUGAUGAAGUUCUAUGCUCCAUUCAUGAAGCGAAAGCUGGCCAAGAAGCUGCGAUUUGUCUCGACAGAAGAGCUGACCACGUUCAUCGAUCCAGCCUUCAUUCUGCCAGAGCUUGGCGGCAAACUGCAGUACGAUAGCGACACGUUUGCCCGUUCUCUCGCCGAGAAGGAACACAAGUCGGCCAACACGUCGCCCACAUCUAGCCCCACGCGAACGACAGGUCCCACUCACCUGCAAGUCACUGACUCUGCUGCAGAACUUGCCGGCGCAGCUGAGGUUGCUGCCGAUGCUGCCGCUGCCAUUGCGGCCCAAAAGGCGCAUGACAACCUCAAGGCGCAGCAUGCCAAGGAAGCUGCCGACCGCAAGGCGGAAGCAGCUGCCAAGGCCCAGGCCGAAGCCGAAUCUGCUGCCAAAGCUCAAGCUGAGGCUGAAGCUGCCGCCAAGGCCCAAGCUGCCGCCAAGGCCCAGGCUGAAGCUGAAGCCGCUGCCAAGGCUCAAGCUGAGGCAGAGGCCGCUGCCAAGGCUCAGGCUGAAGCUGAAGCUGCUGCCAAGGCUCAGGCUGAGGCUGAGGCUGCUGCCAAGGCUCAGGCUGAGGCUGAAGCUGCUGCCAAGGCUCAGGCCGAAGCAGAAGCCGCUGCCAAAGCUCAGGCUGAAGCUGAAGCUGCCGCCAAGGCCCAGGCUGAAGCUGAGGCCGCUGCCAAGGCCCAAGCUGAGGCUGAAGCUGCCGCCAAGGCCCAGGCUGAAGCUGAAGCUGCUGCCAAGGCUCAGGCUGAAGCAGAGGCCGCUGCCAAGGCUCAGGCUGAGGCUGAAGCUGCUGCCAAGGCUCAAGCUGAGGCAGAGGCCGCUGCCAAGGCUCAGACUGAAGCUGAGGCCGCUGCCAAGGCUCAAGCUGAGGCUGAGGCCGCCGCCAAGGCCCAGGCCGAAGCAGAGGCCGCCAAGGCUCAGGCCGAAGCAGAAGCCGCUGCCAAGGCCCAGGCUGAAGCAGAGGCCGCUGCCAAGGCCCAAGCUGAGGCUGAAGCCGCUGCCAAGGCUCAAGCGGAAGCUGAAGCCGCUGCCAAGGCUCAGGCUGAAGCAGAGGCCGCUGCCAAGGCUCAAGCUGAGGCUGAAGCCGCUGCCAAGGCUCAGGCCGAAGCUGAGGCUGCUGCCAAGGCUCAGGCCGAAGCAGAAGCCGCUGCCAAGGCCCAGGCUGAGGCUGAGGCCGCUGCCAAGGCUCAGACUGAAGCUGAGGCCGCUGCCAAGGCUCAGACUGAAGCUGAGGCCGCUGCCAAGGCUCAGGCUGAGGCUGAGGCCGCUGCCAAGGCUCAGGCCGAAGCUGCCGCCAAGACUGAAGCUGAACCGACUCCAGUCGGCUCCGAAACCAAGGCCGUCUCCUUUGACUCGAUGGCCAGCGUCACCACGUUGGCACCCACCAAGCGCAUCGGCCGUGGAACUCUUCCUCGCCGCGCUCGCCCGCCGUCGCGCAUGUUCCUGCAAACUAGCCUGCGUGGCAAGCCUGCGGAGGCCGACGACUAUGCCGACGAUGAUGACGACGAAUCCGAGGCGUCUUCGUCCAAGCCCGAGGAACCUGAGGUGUCUGCCGAAGAAGCCUCGCCCGCUCCCAAGAAGAAGCUCCCAGCAGGCGCCAUCCCCAUGUUCGGCAUGCCGCCAGGCGGCAGCCCUGUCCUCAAGAAGACUGAAGCCGCUUCGGACGAAUCGGAAUCCGCAUCUGCAGACUCUUCCCCGGCUCCUGCUCCCAAGAAGAAGAUUCCUGGAGGCGUCCCAAUGGGCUUUGGGGGAUUUGAUCCCUCUGCCGUCAAGCUCAAAAAGGGCAACAAGUAAACUCGAGGUAGUAUUCGCUCCACGUUGAAUACGCCUUCUGCAAGUUUGCAAACUCUUGUUUCAUUUCGUGUAUGAAUUCAUACGUUUCCUGUGCUUCUUUCUUGAUGCUUCGUUUUGUCGGAAUGCAUGUGUGCAUUGACUUUUGCUGCCUGGUUGUUUUUUCUGUUUUGUUUUGUUUUUGUGGAUUUUUUUUUCAAACAUCUAUCGACCAAAUGUGAUUGUUAUCCCAUCCCAACAUCAAACAUCAAACGAUGUGUAUUCCUCCAAAUUGAAAAUCAAUCAAAAC
Molecule: messenger RNA, 2296 nt
Organism: Capsaspora owczarzaki ATCC 30864
Lineage: Eukaryota; Filasterea; Ministeriida; Capsasporidae
Exons: 3
Coding region: 1-2010 (669 amino acids)
Source: RefSeq, a predicted model, not a curated record